AUGAGUACAAAUGAUCCAGGACAUAUUAAUAAUCUUGAUAAGAAUCAAUUCGAAGCACUUAAAGGUUUUUGGUUAAUGCUUAUAAAAUAUAUUCGUGAUUCGGAAAAUAAAAUUGAUCCUAUGUAUGAAAUAGAAAUAUUUCUUGCAAGUGGUUAUGAUAAUCCAGAUAUGAUUUUACUUCGAUGGCUUCGAGCAAGAAAAUGGAAUAUAAAUGGUGCUUUUCAACAAUUUAUCGAUACAAUUAAAUGGAGACAUGAAUGGGGUGUAAAAGAACUUUUAGCUAAAGGUGAAACAGAUCUUUGUUCGGAAGAAAUUCAAACGGGCAAAAGUUAUUUUAUGGGUCAUGAUAAAGUUGGUCGUCCAAUAAAUUAUGUUUCUGUUAAAGAUCAUAUAAAAGGUCAAUUUCCAUUGGAAUCUACUGAAAAACUAACAGUUUUUACAAUGGAAAUAGGUCGAAAAUUACUUCAUUCACCCAAUGAAUCUGUUACAGUUAUUUUUGAUAUGACUGGUUUUGGUUUAAAAAAUAUGGAUUAUCCACAUUUAAAAUUUCUUAUUCAUCUUCUUCAAAAUUAUUAUCCAGAAUCAUUUGCACUUGGUUUUAUUAUAAAUGCACCAUGGAUAUUUAAUGGUUGUUGGUAUAUUAUUAAACCAUGGUUAGAUCCUGUUGUUGAAAGUAAAAUACAUUUUAUAAAUAAUCUGGAUGAUUUAUUUCAAUAUAUUGAUCCAUCAAUGUUACCAAAACAAUUAAAUGGUACUCAAGCAAAUUUUAAUUAUAUUCCACCUACGGAUCAAGAUUUAAUUAUGUUAAAUACUUUUCAAAAUGAUAAACAAGGAAAAAUAAUAGCAGAAGAAACACAUCGAAAAGCAGCACAAAAAUAUCUUGAUAUAACUCAAAAAUGGGCUCAGGGAGAUCAAAUAGAUAAUUUUAUAGAAGAAAGAACAAAAGCAACAAAAGAAUUAAGAGAUGCAUUUGAACAACUUACUCCAUAUGUUAAUACAAAAACUCAUUAUCAUCGUAGUGGAGCAAUUCAUGAACCAAUAUUUGAUAUUACUUAUCAGAGAAUUAAAGAGAAUAGAAAACAAUAA
Molecule: messenger RNA, 1086 nt
Organism: Adineta steineri
Lineage: Eukaryota; Metazoa; Rotifera; Eurotatoria; Adinetida; Adinetidae
Source: the annotation of a GenBank genome assembly